Molecule: messenger RNA, 3841 nt
Organism: Dalotia coriaria
Lineage: Eukaryota; Metazoa; Arthropoda; Insecta; Coleoptera; Staphylinidae
Product: DNA repair protein complementing XP-C cells homolog
Biological process (GO): mismatch repair; nucleotide-excision repair
Cellular component (GO): XPC complex; nucleotide-excision repair factor 2 complex; cytoplasm
Molecular function (GO): single-stranded DNA binding; damaged DNA binding
Source: RefSeq, a predicted model, not a curated record
AUACUUCAUACUGCAUAUGCGCAGUAAGUACUCUUUUGUCCGGCAUCGACUGGUUGCGUGAAAAUUGCACGUUUUGGAGGCUUUUCACUCCACAAUUUUAUAAAAUGUUAUAGUUAUUCAUUAUUAUUUACUUGUGUUUAAUGUUAGUAUUUGUUGUUUGUUUAUUGUUUAUUCGAUUGCCAAGAAUAGGUCUAAAUCAUGCCUGAACAAAUUGAUGAAUCCUCAAGCAGUGAGAGUGAUAUUGAGAAUUACUUACAAAAACCAGAAGAUCUCAAUUUAAAUUCAACCUUUUUCAAAGUUGAUAAAACUCCUACUAUAAAAAAGAGUAAAGUUAAACAAAGUAGAACUGCUCUCAGUGAUUCAGACUCUGAUGAUCCUUUAAGUAUUUACACAAAAAAGGAUGAACCAGUUGCAUCAACUUCCCAACAGUUCCAAGCAUCCAAUUCAGAUGAAACUCCUGAGAUUCCUGUGCUUGAAGCAUUCACACAUCAGAAUAAACAUGUUCUGGAGUUGGAAGAAGCGAAGAAGCAAGUGGAAGCUUACCUUGCAAAAAGAAAUGCUGAGAAAACAAAUGAAAAUGAUGAAAUUACUGAUUUGUUAGCACAUGGGGAGAAACCUUUUGAUUUGGCUAAAGAUUUAGCCGAAGUUGGAUUUCACCCAAGUGACUUUGAAUCAGACAAUGAGUCAGAAAAAGGUGACUGGGAAGAGGUGCAUGAAUCAAAAGAGAAAAACAUUAUUCCUGAACAAGGUGUGGAGAUCACAGUCUCAAUGCCAACCACAGUCAAAAAGAAAAAAGGUAUUGAUCUAAUGGCAGCUAUAAAACGACGCAUGAAUCGCAUCAGGAAAGAAAAUCAGGUUUAUGUACACAAAGUACAUUUGUUGUGCUGGAUUGCACAUGGCAACUACCUCAAUAAUAUCCUCAACAAAGAGAAUAUUAUGGCAAUGGCACUGUCAUUGCUCCCUACAAAAGAUUGUUAUCCACCUGCGAGGACCAACUUGAAGUAUUUGGAACAAAUAACUAGAUGGUAUCACAAAGCAAUGCAGUAUAAACCAGAAAAGGAUGAGAAACAUGUUAAUACUGAUUUGGAGGAAGUUAUUCUUGAGAAAAUUGGGAAUAAAGUUGCUACAAGCGCGAAUUUGUUAGUUUAUAUAUUUGUUGCAAUGUUACGCGCGUUAGGCAUGCAAUGCCGGAUUGUUUUGUCUCUGCAGAUUGAACCUUUAAGGCCGCCAAUGAGUGAAUUGUGUUCGUUAAAGAAUGAAACUAAAAUUAAACCAGUUGUGGCUAAAAAUGCGCCGUCGAGUGAAGAAAAAGUAAAGAAAACGCAUAAAAAACCUGCACAAAAGAAGGUAAAUGAUAAAGUUGAUAAAGAUAAAAGCAAAAAAGUAGAUGUUAAACCUAGUUUAAGUAAAUUAGACACAAAAUCAAGUUUGGAUAACACUAAAUCACCGGAAAAAGAAAAAUCUGAUAGAAAACACACUAGAUCUCAAACAAAGAAUGAUGAUUUUAAAAAAACAGCAUCCACACGUUCGAAAUCAGCUUCUAAUGAAACUAAACCGAAAGAUACUCUUGAUUUACCUCAGGUAAAGACGUCAAACAAGCGUUCAAAGUCUGCUUCAACUGAAAACACGAAACAAUCUAAAAAUGAUGCAAAUAUUGCAGUAUUAGAGACUUCAGAGUCUAAAAAAUCUUCAAAACCCAAUUUAAAGAAGUUAAACUCUAGUAAGGAUGAUAUUGUUGAAACAAAGAGUGAUGAUUUCAAAAAACCUGCAUCUACACGUUCAAAAUCUGCUUCUAAUGAAACUAGAACAAAAAAUACUCUUGACAUACCUCAAAAAACAACAUCAAACAAACGUUCCAAGUCUGCUUCAACAGAAAAACGAAAAAAUCUAAAACACUUGCCAGUAUUGAUGCAAAGGUUGCAAUUAGAAGCUUUGGAAGCUUCAGAGUCUAAAAAACCUAAUUUAAAGAAGUUAAGCACCACUAGCAGCACUAGUGACGAUGAUUUUGUUGAUAAAGCCUCAUGGAGAAGAUCAAAAUCACCUCAAGUUCAAAAAUCUACAAACACUACUGAAAAACGUGCAACACGUAGUAGAAAACCAGCAUAUCCAACAAAUCCAGCUUUGAUGGAUUCCAUGCUACAAUCAGAUGAUGAAAAACAAAAGAAAUUAACAAACAAAAAUAAAAUAAAAAUUCGUCCACCAACAAAAAGGAUAAUUCCACAAUUGGACGGAAAUGAUGAUAUGAGUUCAUCUGAUACUGAUAAAUCAACAAAACCAAAACUUCAAAAACUCAAAGAUGCAAAACUUACAAAACAAAAAAGCAAUAAUAAUAUUAAUCUAAACCGUAUAAAAUCACCUACGAAAAAUACUCCACCAAACAUAAGCACAUAUUUCUCACCAGAAAAAGGAAAUGUAAAAGAUGUCAUCAUCAGUUUAGUUAAACAAAACAUACGUGAAGAAAAACACAAAACAAGACAAAAAACCGUACGAAAAACUUACAAAGAAGAAGACAGUGACAGUGAUUUUGAACCUGGCACAAUAAAAAGAAGCAAACCAACUCCAGAAGAUUUAAAAGUCAAAGUUAAGAAACGUGUUCUACCUCGCAGUCAACUAGAAGCAUUGGCUAAAGAAAAAGCAGCAGAAGAAAAGAAGAAAACAAAAGGCAUUGAUCUCUGGGUGGAAGUAUUUCUAGAAGAAGAAGAAAAAUGGAUUAGUGCUGAUGUUGUCACAGGAAAAGUACAUUGUAUCAAAGAUAUCUACAACAAAGCAUCACAUCCUGUUUCAUAUAUCCUGUCAUGGGAUAAUGUUAAUAAAAUAAAAGAUGUUACAAAGAGAUACUGUCCUAAUUGGAAUACAGUCACACGUAAAUUACGAACUGAACCAGAAUGGUGGAAUGCGACGUUAAAACCAUACAUUGGAACAAAAACAGCUCGAGAUAAAGAAGAAGAUGAAGAUUUAGCUAGGCAACAAUUAGAUCAGCCAUUACCUAAGACUAUUUCAGAGUAUAAAGAUCAUCCAUUGUAUGUUCUAAAGCGCCAUCUGUUAAAAUUUCAAGCAUUAUACCCGGAAAAUCCGCCUGUAUUAGGUUUUAUCCGGAAUGAAGAAGUUUAUUACCGUGAAUGUGUUUAUAUAUUACAUUCACGUGAUAUUUGGUUGAAACACGCAAAAGUUGUGAAACCCGGUGAGAAACCUUAUAAAAUAGUAAAAGCACGGCCUAAAUAUGAUAAGCUCUCUAAUACAGUUAUAACCGAUCAAUUGUUGGAAAUUUUUGGAGUGUGGCAAGUUCAGGAUUAUGAACCACCAACAGCUGAAAACGGUGUUGUUCCGCGAAAUGCCUACGGAAAUGUAGAAUUAUUCAAACCGUGCAUGCUGCCGAAGAAAUGCGUUCACUUACAACUUCCUGGUUAAAAGGUUGCGGCCAAGUUAAAGAUCGAUUGUGCGCCGGCUGUAACAGGUUUCGAUUUCCACGGUGGUUGGAAUCAUGCUGUUUACGAAGGGUUUGUUGUGUGUGAAGAAUUCAAAGAUGUUUUGAUCGAUGCAUGGGAGCAAGAUCAAGCUGAGAUAACAAAACGCGAAGAAGAAAAAUACGAGAAACGCGUUUUCGGCAAUUGGAGGCGAUUGAUCAAAGCUGCGAUGAUUCGUCAACGACUAAAAUUACGUUACGAUUUCAAUGGAGAGAAACAAAUCGAUUUGAAUAUCUCACCAGAACCACCGGAAGUAGAAAAAGAAGUCGCAAGCCCAUCGAAACCAAAACGACCGAAGUUUAUGUCUCGCAAAUAAUCAUUUUAAAUCUUUUUAUAUCGAAUCGUAUUUUUGAUAAUAAAAAAACUAUUGUGUUAAA